GUAUAUUCAGUAUUGCAUUUACUUCAUCAUUUUUCAUACUUGAAAUGGUUCGAGUACGAACAAAGCAUCAUUUUCACAUGAACAUGUAGAGAGAUUCCGAAUCAAACGCUGAAUUUUAACAUAGUUCCUAAUCCCCGCCCAAACUUUUAAUCUGAAAUUUUCGUCUUAACUAGACAAAAUCUGUCACAAAUUACACAGUAUCCAUUCAAUUCCUAAAAAGACCAGCUGAAUUCAUCCAAUUCAGUUUCAGUUUCACUUUGUUUGUGUAAAUAACAGUUUUAAUUGUACAGAAAAAUGGAUGAAGUUUCGAUCCGUGUGCCGUACAGAAACUUGAAGCAGGAAGUGGAGCUGGUGAGCGCUGGCGAAUGGGAUCAUGAGCGCUCUAUACAGAUCCACGAUUCAUCAUCGGCGCCGGGAUUGUCGCGCGGCGGCGGAGAAACGUCCCCGGUUUCUGAUCUGCAUCACCCGCCGCCGAAAAAUUGUAGCUUAUUGACGCUGAUCCUCAGUUGCACGGUGGCCGCUGGGGUUCAGUUUGGAUGGGCCCUUCAGCUGUCCCUCCUCACUCCAUAUAUUCAGACGCUUGGUAUAGGCCACGAAUUUUCUUCUUUCAUAUGGCUUUGUGGUCCCAUAACCGGCCUUGUGGUUCAACCUUGUGUUGGUAUAUGGAGUGAUAAAUGCACCUCCAAAUAUGGCAGACGGAGGCCAUUUAUUCUUAUUGGAUCUCUAAUGAUCUCAGUUGCUGUCAUAAUAAUUGGGUUUUCUGCAGACAUUGGUUACAUAUUAGGGGAUACAAAAGAGCAUUGCAGCACAUUCAAAGGGACCCGCACAAGGGCAGCUUUUGUCUUUGUAAUUGGAUUUUGGAUGCUAGACCUUGCAAACAAUACUGUGCAGGGUCCAGCUCGGGCUCUCCUUGCUGAUUUAUCAGGUCCUGAUCAAAGAAAUUCAGCAAAUGCUGUAUUUUGUGCUUGGAUGGCUGUUGGGAACAUUCUAGGAUUUUCUUCAGGUGCUAGUGGAAAUUGGCACAGAUGGUUUCCUUUUUUGACCAGUAGAGCUUGUUGCGAACCAUGUGGGAAUCUCAAAGCAGCAUUUUUAGUUGCAGUGGUCUUCCUCACUUUCUGUACGCUUGUAACCCUCUACUUUGCGAAGGAAGUACCACUGAUGCCAAAGCAAUCACAUCGUCUAUCAGAUUCUGCUCCUCUCUUGGAUGACCAUCAGUUAAAUGGCCAUGACCCUUCCGAAAACAAAUUUAACUUGGAACCUAAAGAAAUCAAACUUAAGUCUGAGAGGCAUCACAAAAUGGAUAAUGAUGAUAGAACUGAAGAAGAAAACAAUCAUGAAAACGAUGACGAUGGAUUUAGUGACAGCCCCGGGGCUGUUUUGGUUAAUUUGCUCACAAGCUUACGUCAUUUACCUCCAGCAAUGCAUUCAGUGCUAGUGGUCAUGGCUUUGACUUGGGUUUCCUGGUUUCCCUUUUUCCUAUUUGACACUGAUUGGAUGGGGAGAGAAGUUUUUCACGGUGACCCAAAAGGAGAGGCUGCUGAAAUUCAAGCUUACAAUCAAGGUGUCAGAGAAGGUGCAUUCGGUUUGCUAUUGAAUUCUGUUGUUCUCGGCAUUGCUUCCUUCUUUAUUGAACCAAUGUGCCAGUGGAUUGGAUCCAGACUAGUUUGGGCUUGUAGCAAUUUUAUCGUGUUUAUAUGCAUGGCUGGCACUGCUAUUAUUAGCUUGGUAUCUGUGAGACAACAUUCUGAUGGGAUUCAACAUGUUAUUGGUGCAAAUGGGACAACCAAGAUUGCCUCUUUAGUUGUUUUUGCUCUUCUUGGCCUUCCUCUUUCUAUCACUUAUAGCGUACCCUUUUCUGUUACUGCUGAGCUGACUGCUGAUUCAGGAGGUGGACAAGGACUAGCAAUCGGAGUCCUAAAUCUAGCCAUUGUGGUACCUCAGAUGAUUGUCUCGCUUGGUGCUGGUCCAUGGGAUGCAUUAUUUGGUGGGGGAAACAUACCCGCAUUUGUCUUGGCAUCCUUUGCAGCCCUUGCAGCCGGUGUUAUUGCAGUACGUAAACUUCCAACUCUUUCAAGCAAUUCCUAUAAAUCGACCGGCUUCCAUUUCGGUUGAUCAAAAUCAUUCCAGAUGAGAGAUUAACCAUUUAUACGCGAUUAUACAACCUGGAUCCUGUAUCCUGUAUAUGCACAUACAAUUUCUGUCGUAAACGAUAAAAUUUACACCUUUGUUCAUUUUUUUCGUCAGAGGUAGUUUUUAUAGUAGCUUUUGGGCAUGUUGGUAUUUCAAGAAUCAUAUAGAAAAGGAUAGGUCUGAUUUGGAGGAAAGGAGAAAAUGCUUAGGCUACGUUCAUAUUUAUUGUAAUUUCACAUACUUGACAUAGCAAAGCGCAGUUGACUUGAUUACUCGAGAUGUAGCAACAGUUUUGGUCAUCUUGAAUAAUUUUAUUGGACAAGUCCAUUACUUUUUCAGGAAGCUUACUUUGGUCCAUUCUUUGAGACCGUGUUGUGUUUAUGUCACACUCACUUAUCUUAUUGACUCAUGUUAUCCUUACUUUUUCUUAUCGUAAAUGUAACAUCUAAGUAUUAUCUCGACUGAAUUUAU
Striga asiatica is the source of this 2601-nucleotide messenger RNA. The record is from the annotation of a GenBank genome assembly. NCBI's taxonomy places the organism in Eukaryota, Viridiplantae, Streptophyta, Magnoliopsida, Lamiales, Orobanchaceae.